Leptidea sinapis is the source of this 2931-nucleotide messenger RNA. RefSeq lists its product as uncharacterized. The coding region runs from base 134 to 904 and encodes 256 amino acids. Gene Ontology annotation, biological process: regulation of transcription by RNA polymerase II. Lineage: Eukaryota; Metazoa; Arthropoda; Insecta; Lepidoptera; Pieridae. The record is from RefSeq and is a predicted model, not a curated record. The transcript has 2 exons. Gene Ontology annotation, cellular component: transcription regulator complex; nucleus.
GGUGCGGGGCCGCCAGCUAGUCGCGACUCACGCCAGCUGUUGCCAGGCGGGCGAAUUGCGGCGCCGCGCCGACCCCGCAGUAAGCCGCUAGCCGUCAGCCGGGCACAUAGCUUGUUAUAAGUCAGUGGAUAUCAUGGAGCGCCUUAUCGAGAGCGUGCACCGCUACCCAUGCCUGUGGGACACGGGCGCCGCCGCCUACCGCGACCAGGAGCUCAAGGAUGAGGCCUGGCUACAUGUGCUCAAGGAGACUGAACUCGCUUCCGUGAAGGAAGUGAAGUUGAAAUGGAAGAAGCUGCGGGACAGCUACCGCGACGCCCUCAAGCGACAGAGUGAACUAGCGGCGCGAGACCCACACGGCGCCGCCAGGAAGGGCUACUCGUGGAAGUAUCUCGCGCAAAUGCAGUUCCUUCAGCCGCAUAUGAACGCGCGUAAAAGGCCGGUCGCGCCGCCUGCUGCCUCGCGCUCCUCCGACCUUAGUGACUCGGAGGCGGAAGGCACGCGUCCGCGUCCCCGCACUCCACAUGCUGACCAACUCAUGCUCAUCGACCGCAAGCUAGACUUCCUGUGCCGCGCGCACUCCACGCGACUGCAGCAGCCGCCCGAUGUGGGUCCACACCCUAAUACCGCCGUCGCUACCGCCUCCGCGCACCCUGACCCCCUCGAAAUGUUCUUCAGUAGCAUGUGUCAGUCAACGAAGCGGUUCCCGUAUCACACGCAGAUAAGCAUUAAGAAGGCGCUUUUCGGCGCCGUGAUCGACGCGGAAAAGGCGUUGCUGGCUGAACAACAGAACUACGCGAGUCUAUGGCCGCGCGGCCCAGCCUCAUCGUCUAGCGGGGGCGGGGACGCGGGCGGCGGGGAUGAUGAUGACCGCGACCUCGAGGAGGAAGAUCGCAAGCCAUCGUGAGCCCCGUUGCCGGUGGACAGUUCACGGAAGAGCUGCUACUCAGUGACAACGCGUUCACACGGAGUGAUUUUAGUUAAGCAACAUGUUGCUCAUCUAAAAAUUGAAAGCGAAUUGGAAUGAGAGCAAAGAUGGCGGACGUUUUGCACGUUUCGUGUAGUUAAAUCAUGUGAUUGGUUAAUGGAUAGGCAUGACACAACUUUGUCCGCGUAAAUUUUCUAAUCGUACAUCUUCGAGAAAUCAUAAAAAUUUUAUACUUAAUAACAUGUAUAAUACAAUGUACAAUACUGUUGAAUAUUAUAUAUUUAAUCAAAACAAAUCUUAUAACUAUAUUUACAAUACUACGACUACAUAAAAUUAAAACUAUCAUUACGUGGAAGCGUACCAAGAAUACUGGCAGCAUUACCCCGUUGGAUAGCAAGGCUGAUCCGUUGACCGAAAUAGCUGCCAGCGCUUGGGUUUCCAGUAGCCUUAUUGAGGCGCAUGUAUAAUGUAUUUAUUAUAAUUUCAUAUAUUAUAUAUGCGAUUAUAAAGUAAUGUAUGCAGUUGGUGUUUGUGUUACAAGUUUACGUGGCACUUUUGAGAGUCACAAGUCUUGAAAGGAAAAAAGUUGGAUUACCUACAAAAAGAAAUGAGAUAGAUUGACUUGGCCAUCGUAAUAAACAAUGUUAAUUAAUGUAAUAUUAUAUAUUACUUGUGAGAUACAUUUUACAUACAGGCCAAGUUAAUCUAUUUAUUUAAACCAUAAAAGAUUUUUAAUAUUGAUAUGAUUAUAAGAUGUUAGGCUAGCUAAUUACUUUAUAACUUAAUACAAGAGUACCCUUAAGUAGGCACAAGGUACAUAGAUUUCACAACUUUUAUAUUAUAGCAUAAUAGUAUAUUGAUACAAGUUAGCUAAGUUGCUCAUUACACCCGAGGCUGUGGGUUGCAAACCCGAGUGACAGGCGAGGGCGUAAAUCAGCCGAGUAUCUGAGCACACGAGUUCCUACUUCCUAAGCACUUUUUCAACACACUUCCGAGAAAAAAAAAGGGUAUUCCAUAAAUCGGUUUGAUUACAGGAAAUAGCGCGCAAGAUUUUUUUUGCAUGCCCCAAAUGUAAGGAUUGAUUGAUUACAUAAUAUAGCCAUACAGCCUACAUCAAAAUUAUAAUUUUUUUAUACAAAUUUAUUGUAAAUUAUAAAUCUAUAUAUAUAAAAAUGAAUUGCUGUUCGUUAGUCUCGCUAAACUCGAGAACGGCUGGACUGAUUUGGCUUAUUUUGGUCUUAAAUUAUUUGCGGAAGUCCAGGGAAGGUUUAAAAGGUGAAAAAAUAUGAAAAUAGAAUGAAAUGAAAACAAUGAUUUUGUUUUUCCUUUGAUGUGUCCUCCGUUAUUCAAAAAUCAAAUUGAAAGAAUAAUUUAACAUGAAUAACUAAUUAGAAUUUUUAAUUCUUUCUAACUUUCUCAGGAGGAAAAAAUUAAACUUAAUUUUAGCUAACUAUAGUUGGUAGAUAAGCUACAGUUGUUAACUAUCUAUCCGAUUAUUUUUAUGUAGAUUGAUAAAUCUUAAGUUUUUUCAUAUAUUUUUCUGAACGCAACCAUAAAAUUUGACGUUUGACAACUAACUAGGUAAUAUAUAGAUUGAUAAUAUCGUAAAUAUAUUAUUGACAAAUUAAUAAAAAACUUUAUUUUAUUUAUAUAUAAUAACAGAACAACGUCUGUCGUGUCAGCUAGUAAUUUGAUAAAAAUAAAAGUUAUUUGACAUAAAGACACAUUCAUUUAUUCCAAAAAUCUAAAUAAUUUUUCAGUGGCAUAAAACCUCUAUGUUGUUAUAAAAAAUAUUGUAAUUACGGUUACAAACGGUUAAACUGCAAAUGCUUCGUUUAGUCUUAUGUAUUCACGUGUGUGUUAUAGUUCGGUUUAAUGCCCUAAGUCCGAUAUAAUAAGGCACAUUUUACGAGCAAAUGUGUUGAAAAAUAAAUUUUGUAUUUGUAAUCUGUAAUAUUAUUUUGUGAUAAAUAAACGUUUCAUAACUCCCACACCAAUUUCUACUA